Molecule: messenger RNA, 1491 nt
Organism: Monopterus albus (swamp eel)
Lineage: Eukaryota; Metazoa; Chordata; Actinopteri; Synbranchiformes; Synbranchidae
Gene: catip
Product: ciliogenesis associated TTC17 interacting protein
Exons: 9
Coding region: 199-1272 (357 amino acids)
Biological process (GO): actin filament polymerization; cilium organization
Source: RefSeq, a predicted model, not a curated record
UGCCAUGACAACCCGUCUUCUUUUUUCCGUAUCAGAAGAGACGGCAUGUAUAGAAGUCCAGGAAAAUACUGCGCACUUUUAAAAUUACAAAACAGCCUGCAUAUCGCAAUAAAAACUGUCUUGCUAAACGGUUCCAGCUACGUAGGGACUUGUUUUACUACCGAGAGUCUCUGCCUUUGAGUAAGAGCAGCGCUAACGAUGGAAACCCCGCUGGAAGAAGAGACUUCCGUCGGUGCCUCGGCGAUAAAUGCAGGGCCGGAGCACAGAGAGGAGUUGAAAGCAUCUGACCAAGCUCUCGCAUUUAUGGCCAGCAUUGAGCCUGCAGAGCUGCAGAAGUGUGUGUUUCCAGACUCUCUGGUGACUGUAUCAGAGGGCGGCAGAGACCUGGGGAAGUUCACUGUGACAGUGGAGUUUGCCUGUAGAGUCCAGCGUCCCUGUCUGCUGCUACGUGCUCAGAGCCAAGGAGCCAUUGAUGAUGCCCCUUGUGGAACAAUUGUCACAGUUUACCUGUCUACUGACCUGGAGGUGCUGGAAGAAGAUUACCAUGAGUAUGUGAAGCUUGAAGACCACAGUUUGGACAAGAGGUGUCACAUGGUGCAGCAUGACGGGCAGAUGGUGAUCAAUAAGGUUACUACUAUAGGAGAGGAGGUGAUGAAGGAGAGUGUUUCUUAUCCUAUGUCUGCUUUAAGAGGGCUAGUAACAGAGGGUUCCAACUUGCUGUUGAUGCGUCUGAUCGCUCUGAGGAAGAUGGUGCCAGAACACAUGACCUUCAUCUCUUUCGACCAGGGGUUAUACAUAACCCACACCAUCUUUAGUGAGCUGGGUCUGAAGCAGCUGGAGGUUGACGGUGAGGCUGUGGAGGUAUUUGGGGUGGAGAGGACUGUUCACUCUGUGGAGGACAGCCCCACCAUCUGGCAGUGCUACUUCUUGGAUGAUGGGCACUUGGCCAACAGAGUGCAGGUGGGAUCACCAGUCACCAUGAGGCUCCUGCAGCUGCCAUCACACCUAGAAAAAGGUUUUGAGAAAAUCCCCCUGGUAUGGGAAGAAGACAUGCAGAUGCGAUCCAUGUUACUGGACAGAAAGGAAGAACUGAUGGCGGACCAUGCCUCUUACCUUAGACAACAUCCAGAGAUCCGUGCCCUCAUAUCUGACUUCCUGCAGUUCUUGCUGUUGAGGAAACCAGACAAUGUCUUCCAGUUCGCUAGAGAGUAUUUCCAGCCUUUUGCCUCCCACCAUACUCCAGAACAAUGUCUGAAAGCCCACUCAUUCUGAAUGCACACUCAAGGACACAUCUCACAUACUUAAACACCAGUUGCUGUUUCUUAUUUUGAAAUUUAGAAACUGCAUUUGUCAGUGUUAGUGACAGUGGUUUUAAAGGAAACAUGGUGGAGAUUAGCAAUAUCUUCCACAAAACUGAGACUUCAUCUAAGCAGUGUGUUUUUGCCAAAUAAAGUGGUUUGCUGGAGGUCAAGAGUGUGUGGUUUUGGUUUU